Molecule: messenger RNA, 2020 nt
Organism: Lingula anatina
Lineage: Eukaryota; Metazoa; Brachiopoda; Lingulata; Lingulida; Lingulidae
Product: V-type proton ATPase subunit H
Biological process (GO): proton transmembrane transport
Cellular component (GO): lysosomal membrane; vacuolar proton-transporting V-type ATPase, V1 domain
Molecular function (GO): proton-transporting ATPase activity, rotational mechanism
Source: RefSeq, a predicted model, not a curated record
AGUGUCAUGUGAUGAAAGAAAGUUGGUCGAAGCAGUAGUAGUAGAUCAAAUAUAUCUGAAAUAUCACAAAUAUCAAACAAACAGUUCAAGUGACAAAAUGUCCAAUUUGAAGGAGAAAAUUGGUGAUCGUCUGGAUGCGGUUAUAUCUAGCAUUGACGACCUGGAAAAGUCUGGUAUUGCCGUGGCAACCAGUCUCUUGAUGCAGAGAGCCAAUGAUGUACGGCUGAACAGAGUAAACUGGCAGUCCUACUUACAAGGUCAAAUGAUCAACCAAGAAGAGUAUAACAUCAUUACCAAACUAGACCCUAACACUUCUAUGAACCCAGAGACUAGAAGACAACUGAUAACUGAACAUCCAGUACAGGUGGCUACUACAUUUGUGAGUCUGAUGUCCCACAUCUCCAAGGACCAAACCAUGCAGUACAUACUCACCAUGCUGGAUGAUAUAUUACAGGAGGACAAAAGUCGAGUUGAGAUGUUCAGGCAGUAUGCAAAGCAUCACAAAUGUUCUGUGUGGGAGCCAUUCCUGAAUAUGUUAAACAGACCAGAUGGGUUCAUUGUCAACCAGAGCAAUGAAUACUUACAAACCGUCUGUCGCUGUCUGCAGAUGAUGCUAAGAAUCGACGAGUACAGGCAUGCUUUUGUUAAUGUGGACGGCAUAAGUAUGAUUAUCCAAGUUCUCCCUGGCAAGGUUGGUUUCCAGAUUCAGUACCAGUUGACCUUCUGUCUGUGGUGUAUGACCUUCAACCCUGAGCUGGCUGAGAAGAUGAACAAAUACAAUGUCAUCCCCAUCUUGGCUGACAUACUGGGAGAGUCAGUGAAGGAGAAGGUGACCCGGAUCAUUUUGGCCACAUUUAGGAACCUGUUAGAGAAGCCCCAGGACCGGGAAAUCAUCCAGGACCACAGCCUCUCCAUGGUGCAGUGCAAGGUACUGAAGCAACUUCAGUUGAUGGAAGGCAGAAAGUUUGAUGACCCGGACCUGGAGGAUGAUGUGCAAUUUCUCUCUGAAAAACUUCAGGCCAGUGUGCAAGAUCUUAGUUCCUUUGAUGAGUACCAGUCUGAGGUAAAGUCAGGCCGCAUGGAGUGGAGUCCAGUCCACAAGUCUGAGAGAUUCUGGAGAGAAAAUGCCAUCAGAUUGAAUGAAAAGAAUUAUGAAUUACUCAAGAUGUUAAUCAAGUAUUUGGAGACCAGCAAAGAUCCUCUGGUGCUGUCAGUGGCCGCUCACGACAUCGGGGAGUAUGUUCGACAUUACCCUAGAGGAAAACAUGUUAUAGAGCAACUUGGAGGCAAGCAGCUUGUGAUGCAGCAUCUCACCCAUGAUGACCCCAACGUCAGAUAUGAAGCUUUGUUAGCAGUGCAGAAACUUAUGGUCCACAACUGGGAAUAUUUGGGUAAACAGCUGGAAGAGGUAGCUAAACCCUCAGGGCCUGGGGUUGUCCCUGCUAAGGCAUAACACCUGGCAUGACACCUGGCAUUACACCUGGCAUGACAAGAUACAGCAUGGCCACUACCUGGGCAUACAGUUGAAGGAAACGGGCAGAGAGGAUAUGUAUUUGUAGCUGAUAUUGUACUCUGUGACAAUGACACGGUGACAAAGUGCUGUGUGAUAUUGACAUGACACAGGAUAUGAUGUAAUAGUGGAAUGUUUAUAUAAAACUAUUUAUUGUUUAGUAAAACUGGAGACAUAAAUGUAGUUUAUGACAAACUAUUGUCAGAGUGUAAAUACUUAUAAAUAUUGAAGACCCUUGUAUUUGUGGUCAGUGAAUCAGAAAGCAUGAAAGGUGAAGAGUUUUGUUUUCAAAUGAAACAGGAGAUUUUGUGCCUGUUGUGUUAAUGAUGUAAUGUUGAAUAUGGAAGAACUGUGGACUCAGUAUACCAGGAUGGUCAAUGACUUCUCUUGAAAAAUAUGAAGUUUUAGUCAUGGAAAUGUUUUGUGUUAACAAAACAAAAUUCAAAUUAUUAACUUAUUCCUAUGAGAGAUAAAACAUAAGAUGUGUGUAACUCACGACAUUGUCAAUAA